AUUACAAAAGUUAUUUCCCGCGGGCGUUAAAAGCUUUUCACAGACUCCCGUUCAGCGACAGCUCAAAAUAAGGGAAAACAUAUGGAAUCUUCCAAAUGUUCUUACAAUUUCACGGUUGGCUGUUUCUCCUGUAAUCGGAUAUUUUAUCUUGAAUGAGCAAUAUAAGCUUGCGUUAGGUGCUUUCGUCUAUGCCGGACUUACAGAUUUGUUGGACGGAUUUGUCGCGCGCCGCUACAAGAUGAAAACAACGGUUGGGACCGUCAUUGAUCCGUUAGCAGACAAGACACUAAUGACGAUCAUGACUGUGACCUUAUCAAUGAAGAGUUUUCUACCAACACCGAUUGCUGCCGUGAUACUUGGUCGCGACGGAUGCUUGAUUUUAUCAUCAUUUUACUAUAGAUAUAUCUCCCUUCCGCCACCGAAAACGAUUACUAGAUAUUUUGACUUUGCCAUUCCAUCUGCAGAAGUAAGACCAACAACGAUUAGUAAGGUAAAUACGGCAUUACAAUUAGCACUUAUGGGUUCAACACUUGCUUGCGCAGUCUAUGGGAGUACUGACUUUCUUUGGAUAAAAGCAUUGCAGUACACCGUUUUUGGAACAACUAUUUGGUCUGGCUUUAGUUAUAUUCUUUCUAAGGACGCCGUCAGAAUAUUAACACCGCGAAUUCACAGGAGACAUAGAUAG
Messenger RNA from Acaulospora morrowiae, 685 nucleotides. Lineage: Eukaryota; Fungi; Glomeromycota; Glomeromycetes; Diversisporales; Acaulosporaceae. The record is from the annotation of a GenBank genome assembly.